UGAACGUAAUCUUUAAUCUUUCAGACCGUUCUUGUAAAGGACUAAAACGGAAAAUGUCAAUGGUGAAAAUAUUCUCCGUUGGGAGAACCUCUGCCCAACUUGUCAGAUCUAACCUCGGUUGUGUCCGGUAUGCUAGUGGAGGAGAUUAUGUAUACGUCAACCCACCUAAGGUUGGACACCCCACAUGGUCAGAAUUAACAAACAAGGGAGCUAACAGUCUUAUUCUGGGAGAAAUAGCCCGAGGAAUGGCGGUUACACUUGGACAUAUUUUCAAGGAGCCAGCAACUAUUAAUUAUCCAUUCGAGAAGGGACCUCUUUCCCCCAGAUUCCGUGGUGAGCAUGCCCUGAGAAGAUAUGCUAGUGGUGAGGAACGUUGUAUUGCCUGUAAACUUUGUGAAGCUGUUUGCCCAGCUCAGGCCAUAACUAUUGAAGCUGAGGAGAGAGCGGAUGGAGCUCGAAGAACAACUAGAUACGAUAUUGACAUGACCAAAUGUAUUUACUGCGGGUUCUGUCAGGAGGCCUGCCCCGUGGAUGCUAUCGUUGAAGGCCCCAACUUUGAGUUCAGCACUGAGACCCACGAGGAGCUGCUCUACAACAAGGAGAAGCUGUUAAACAACGGGGACAAGUGGGAGGCAGAAAUUGCUGCUAAUAUAGAGGCAGAUUAUCUUUAUAGAUAAUCAGAUUAUCUACUGAUAGAUAAUUAUUAUUUUUAUUUUAUGUAGUUCUUGAAUAUAUUCCACCAGACUUGUAUAAUUACAGA
Molecule: messenger RNA, 760 nt
Organism: Eurytemora carolleeae
Lineage: Eukaryota; Metazoa; Arthropoda; Copepoda; Calanoida; Temoridae
Gene: ND-23
Product: NADH-ubiquinone oxidoreductase subunit 8
Exons: 7
Coding region: 54-677 (207 amino acids)
Biological process (GO): mitochondrial electron transport, NADH to ubiquinone; mitochondrial respiratory chain complex I assembly
Cellular component (GO): membrane
Molecular function (GO): NADH dehydrogenase activity; 4 iron, 4 sulfur cluster binding
Source: RefSeq, a predicted model, not a curated record